Molecule: messenger RNA, 1405 nt
Organism: Haliotis rubra (blacklip abalone)
Lineage: Eukaryota; Metazoa; Mollusca; Gastropoda; Lepetellida; Haliotidae
Product: zwei Ig domain protein zig-8-like
Exons: 8
Coding region: 1-924 (307 amino acids)
Biological process (GO): synapse organization
Cellular component (GO): neuron projection membrane
Source: RefSeq, a predicted model, not a curated record
AUGGAGGGAGUGAGGAAAAGUGGGAGGGAAAUGGAAAGAAAAGGGAAAGAGGAAUGGAGAGGAAAAGAAGAUAGAGAGGAGAGAGCAUAUGGUCUGUAUGAUGAUGGAACUGGCAUCCCCUAUUUCAACCCCCGUCCUAACAAUCUCACCUACUACAGGGGAGACACAGCCAUCCUGCAAUGUUCUAUACAGCAUCUAGGUACUAAAACGGUGAUAUGGAGAAGGGCAUCAGAUCCAAACCCUGUGACGAUAGGGGAACAAGUAUAUGUUGGAAAUCCACGAUAUUCCCUCCAGCAACUUAAAGAGAAAGGGGAGUGGAACCUGGUCAUAAAGAAUGUGGUGCCAGAGGAUUCUGGGGUAUAUGAGUGCCAGGUGAGCAGCAGGAAGAAGAUAAUCUGGCACAUCCUCCUGCGAGUAAACGCUUCGACCAAUCCACAGAGGGUAAACUCUGAGUACUUCAAGAAUGGUAGAGAUAAGCCUCAGUCUACAGUGCCAGCUAUAUUUGUGUCAGGAACAACUUUCGUUGAAAAAGGUGACCCUAUUCAUAUUGUGUGCAAUGCAACGGGGUCUGUGAACCCUCCCCAGGAUUUAGACUGGUUUAAAGAUGGCAUCAAAAUAACGCCUGAUGCUCAUCAGAAGAUUACAAUAGAAAAAUUCCAGUCACUUCCUACCAAGACUAUAGUGAGCGUGCUGCAGUUGAAGCACAGCAAUAUGAACGAUGCUGGCACCUACGUUUGUCGGAGCAGUAACCUGGACAUCACAAGCAUAAAAGUCCAUGUUCUUAAUGCUGGAUCAUUGAAUGUAAAACGGACCUCCACAGAAGAUGAAGAUAAAAGUAGCGGACAGACAAGUGUUGUGUGUUUCAGAACGCUUCAUUUCACUGCUACACUUUUAGUUUUAACAGUGAUUAACAUCAUCCAUUAGCGCCGCAGAAUCAGGCUGUUCUCAUCACCUCCCUCCGAAAACCAAGAAUCAAACGGAGAGAAACUCCCGUCAUGCAAUACACUGUUAUUCAAGAAGGCAGCAAUUUUUCAAUAGAUGGGUUAUCUCCCUUCAUUAUGAGGAAAUGUAUUUUAAAUGAUGCUAUAAAUUGUUUCAUAUUCAAAGAUAUUAUGUAGAAACAAAGAAUAUGUCAGCAUAUGCAUCCAUUUCAAAGCUUUGAUACAUCUUGACAAGACCAAAAGAAGAGUUAUCAAACUCUCUUCAAAGUAAAUACAUAUGAAGGCAAUCCCUCACGGAAUAGUUUAAAUUCAAUUGCUGUGAUGUCAGCAAAUUUUUGUCUCCAACAUGUGUCUUCAUUUUAUCGCAAGUGGAAGCUUAAUUUGGAGAAAUGUCACUUUGCAUUACUUAAUACAAGAAUAUUACCAAACACAUAAAAACAAUUUAAGCUCGAUAUCCAAACCAA